AUGCCCACUAUCGGGCUCGGAGUGUACCAGAACAUCCAAUGUGCGCAGGCUGUCACGGCUGCACUCAAGCAUGGCUACACUCACGUCGACUCCGCUCGUCUAUACAAGAACGAGACGCAGGUCGGCGUGGGCAUCAAGGCUGCAGGCGCCGAUCGCUCGAAGCUCUUCAUCAGUAAGUCAUUCGUUGAUUCUCUCCAGAACCUCAAGUACGGCUUGGAGGGCACGCGGGAGCCGCUAGGCUCGUCAGACUACUACGACCUCUACCUUCUGCACAGUCCGCACGGCGGCAAGGAGCUGCGACUUAAAGCCUACAGAGGCUUAUUGGAGGCGAAGAAGAAGGGUCUGGUUCGGACUGUCGGCGUCUCUAACUACGGCCCGAAACAUAUCGAGGAAAUCCGCGAGGCAGGUCUGGAGCUCCCGGCCGUGAACCAAGUUGAGCUGCACCCCCUCGACCAGCAGAAACCGAUCGCGGAGUACUGCAAGAAGCACAACAUCCUCGUUCAGGCGUACACCCCUCUUCUCCGGUUUAACUUCUCCGGGGACAAGGACGGUGUGAUCCAGAGCGUCGCUGACAAGAUCCAAAAAAGCGUCGCCCAAGUCUUGGUGCGGUGGUCCCUCCAGCACGGCUUCGUCCCGCUCCCCAAAUCGGAGCACGAGGAGCGCAUCAAGGCGAACGCGCAGGUGUACGGAUGGGCGAUCCCCGCGGAGGAGAUGGCGCGGCUGGACGCGCUCGACAAGGGCGACGACGGGGCGGUCACUUGGAACCCUAUCCACAUGGAUUGA
This is a messenger RNA of Coniophora puteana RWD-64-598 SS2, 783 nucleotides long. RefSeq names its product Aldo keto reductase. Lineage: Eukaryota; Fungi; Basidiomycota; Agaricomycetes; Boletales; Coniophoraceae. The transcript is spliced from 7 exons. The record is from RefSeq and is a predicted model, not a curated record. Gene Ontology annotation, molecular function: oxidoreductase activity. Bases 1 to 783 code for a protein of 260 amino acids.